Messenger RNA from Guillardia theta CCMP2712, 697 nucleotides. RefSeq lists its product as hypothetical. The record is from RefSeq and is a predicted model, not a curated record. The coding region runs from base 61 to 564 and encodes 167 amino acids. The transcript has 7 exons. NCBI's taxonomy places the organism in Eukaryota, Cryptophyceae, Pyrenomonadales, Geminigeraceae.
GAGAACAGUCAGCGGGAUGAACAUCAAACAAAUUUGGAGGAUUCCAUUGCACGGAGGAAGAUGGCGAUGCGGGGUUUCAAGUCGAUGUCUUCUAUUUCAACGAAACAGAAUGCGAACAAUCACUACAAUGCGGAGGACGACACGGUUCAAAUGCUCCGUCUCGCCGUGCUAGAUCAGUACAUAGCUCGAUCAUCAAGUGCCAUAGAAACAAGCUCAAUUAAGGUUCCUCCGAAAGUUUCAAGUAUCAAAUCAAAGAAGUUCUCACAAUCGAUGCCUGCGAAAAUCGUACAACGGAGUUUACCAAGAGAGGAAGGGGUCGACCGAGAGCAGUUCAUGGGCUCUGUGAUGGAAGGAAUGGACAGGGUUAGCAGCGCUAUCACGCCAGAAGCUCUAGAAUAUGUCAAGUGGACUUGUAGACAGCUGGACGUUGACUUUAUGUCAUUGCCUUGUGCACAAAGAUUGCUCCAUGCAGAAAGAGAGAUGGGUUCCCUGUGCUCUCCAACACACCGGGAAAUGGACAUCACGGAAGAAGAGUUAUCACUGGACCAAAUGAUGGAAGAUUGAUAUUCCUGGAUGACUGACGUGCUGGUUCGAUUGGGACCACAUCUUCCAGGUGUUUGCAGUAGUGUGUGAAUGGUGCCGCAUGUAGCUGUGUAUGUAAAUUUGAUACGAAGAAAAACAAAGUUUAAUGCACUUC